Molecule: messenger RNA, 3995 nt
Organism: Pteropus alecto (black flying fox)
Lineage: Eukaryota; Metazoa; Chordata; Mammalia; Chiroptera; Pteropodidae
Gene: DHX37
Product: DEAH-box helicase 37
Exons: 27
Coding region: 119-3580 (1153 amino acids)
Biological process (GO): maturation of SSU-rRNA from tricistronic rRNA transcript (SSU-rRNA, 5.8S rRNA, LSU-rRNA)
Cellular component (GO): intracellular anatomical structure; nucleolus
Molecular function (GO): ATP hydrolysis activity; ATP binding; RNA binding
Source: RefSeq, a predicted model, not a curated record
GCGAGAGCGCAGCCCGGAAGUUUUCCGACCUGAGCCGGCAGACUGGGAACCCACGAGGGCUGAACUUCGGAGUGCGCUGGGGGUGAGCCCCGCCUGAACCUAACAGGACCUGAGCGCCAUGGGGAAGCUGCAUCGGCGGUACAACGUCAAGGGGCGCCAGCAGGCAGCUCCCGGCCCCUCGAAGGGCGCCCCCGAGCCGCCCCCGGUGCGGCUGGAAAUAGAGGAUAAGGGCACGUUGAAAGGAAUCGAUGGCAGCAACGUGCUCGUCCUGCCGGGGAAGAAGAAGAAGAAGACCAAGGCCCCUCCACUGCCCAGGAAGAGGAAGCCUCUGACCAAGAAAGAGCGGAAAGUGCUGCAGAAGAUCUUAGAACAGAAGGAGAAAAAGAACCAGCGAGCAGAGAUGCUGCAGAAAUUGAGUGAGGUCCAGGUUUCAGAAGCAGAGAUGAGACUCUACUACACCAUGUCCAAGCUGGGCACCGGGGAGCGCAUGUACCACACCAAAGAGAAGUCUGACGCAGUCACAGCCCCGGAUCAGAGGAUCAGCAGCCUUAGUGGAGCCCACCGGAAGCGCCGGCUCCGGGAGGCAGAAGAGGAGUCUGAGUCCUCAGUGGAGUCUGAACCCGAGGAGGCCCCGGCUGCUGAGCGGGUGGGGGCUGGUGCAGGGAUGGUGGCAGCGUGUUGGCCACCCACUCUUCCGGGGGCUGGGGGCGAGAGCCCAGUGCCCAGUGGCCCGGCCACUCAGGCCAGAACUGCUGCUCCUCCAGCUCCUCCGGCCACAGCCUCCACCCUGGCCAGGCCCCCGGCGAAGCCCGCCGUCUUCAUCCCGGUCAACCGCUCCCCCGAAAUGCAGGUAGAGCGGCUGAAGCUCCCGAUUCUCUCUGAAGAACAAGUGAUCAUGGAGGCGGUGGCCGAGCACCCCGUUGUCAUCGUGUGUGGCGAGACUGGCAGCGGGAAGACCACGCAGGUGCCCCAGUUCCUCUACGAAGCAGGCUACAGCAGUGAUGACAGCAUCAUCGGCGUCACGGAGCCUCGCCGAGUAGCCGCCGUGGCCAUGUCUCAGCGAGUAGCCAAGGAGAUGAAUCUGUCACAGCGGGUCAUCUCUUAUCAGAUCCGAUACGAAGGGAAUGUGACUGAAGAGACCAGGAUCAAGUUCAUGACAGACGGCGUGUUGCUCAAGGAAAUCCAGAGGGACUUCCUGCUGUCCCAGUACAAGGUCGUGAUCAUCGACGAGGCCCACGAGCGGAGCGUGUACACAGACAUCCUCAUCGGGCUCCUGUCCCGCAUUGUGUCUCUCCGGGCGAAGAGGCUCCUGCCACUGAAGCUCAUCAUCAUGUCGGCCACGUUGCGGGUGGAGGACUUCACCCAGAACCAGCGGCUCUUCGCCACUCCGCCCCCGGUCAUCAAGGUCGAGUCCAGGCAGUUCCCGGUGACGGUGCAUUUCAACAAACGGACGCCACUGGAGGACUACAGCGGCGAGUGCUUCCGGAAGGUCUGCAAGGUGCACCGGAUGUUGCCUGCAGGUGGCAUCCUGGUGUUCCUGACGGGGCAGGCCGAGGUGCACGCACUGUGCCGCAGGCUGAGGAGGGCGUUCCCACACGCCAGGUCCAGGCCACCAGAAAACGAAGAUCAGAAAGAUUCAGUAGAAGAAACGCGGAAGUUUAAGAAGUCGCGGGCGAGGGCGAGGAAGGCCCAGGCGGCGACGUUGCCCCAGAUCAGCUUGGACAGUUACUCGGUGUUGCCAGCGGGCGAAGGUGACGAAGACAGGGAGGCAGAAAUGGACGAUGAGGAGGCUCUGGGCUCGGACCUGGACCUGGACCUGGGGGACGACGGAGCAGGCGGAGAUGAGCAGCCAGACGCCUCGCUCCCCCUGCACGUGCUCCCCCUCUACUCUCUGCUGGCCCCAGAGAAGCAAGCGCAGGUCUUCCAGCCUCCCCCAGAGGGAACUCGACUGUGUGUCGUGGCCACCAACGUGGCCGAGACGUCCCUCACCAUCCCGGGCAUCAAGUACGUGGUGGACUGUGGGAAGGUCAAGAAGCGACACUAUGACCGGGUCACUGGCGUGUCCUCCUUCCGCAUCACCUGGGUCUCCCAGGCCUCGGCGGACCAGCGGGCGGGCCGCGCAGGCCGGACGGAGCCUGGCCACUGCUACAGGCUCUAUUCAUCCGCGGUUUUCAGUGACUUUGAGCAGUUUCCUCCCCCUGAGAUCACCAGGAGGCCCGUGGAAGACUUGAUCCUUCAGAUGAAAGCCCUCAGCAUCGAAAAGGUCAUCAACUUUCCCUUUCCGACCCCUCCUUCCGUGGAGGCCCUUGUUGCUGCCGAGGAGCUGUUGAUCUCGCUGGGUGCCCUGCAGGCGCCCCAGAAAGCAGAAAGAGUGAAGCAGCUGCAGAGGUCCCGGCUGAGCUGCCCCAUCACCGCGCUGGGCAGGACCAUGGCCACGUUCCCCGUGGCGCCCCGCUAUGCCAAGAUGCUGGCGCUGAGCAGACAGUACGGUUGCCUGCCGUACGCCAUCACCAUUGUGGCUGCCAUGACAGUCCGGGAGCUGUUCAUGGAGCUGGACAGACCAGCCGCCAGCGACGACGAGCUCACCAUGCUGAAGGACAGGCGGGCCCGUGUGGCCCGUAUGAAGAGGACCUGGGCAGGACAAGGCGCUUCGCUGAAACUCGGGGACCUCAUGGUGCUGCUGGGUGCCGUGGGGGCCUGCGAGUACUCUGGCUGCUCCGCCCAGUUCUGCGAGACCAACGGGCUGCGGUUCAAGGCCAUGCUGGAGAUCCGACGCCUGCGGGGCCAGCUGACCACCGCAGUCAACUCUGUGUGUCCUGAGGCUGGGCUCUUCGUGGACCCCAAGAUGCAACCGCCUUCCGAGAGCCAGGUGACCUACCUGCGGCAGAUCGUGACAGCCGGCCUGGGUGACCACCUGGCCCGCAGGGUCCAGAGCGAGGACCUGCUGGACGACAAGUGGAGGAACGCCUAUAAGACCCCUCUCCUUGACGACCCCGUCUUCAUCCACCCGAGCUCCGUCCUUUUCAAAGAGCUGCCCGACUUCGUGGUGUACCAGGAAAUCGUAGAGACCUCCAAGAUGUACAUGAAAGGCGUCUCGGCCGUGGAGGUCCAGUGGAUCCCAGCCCUGCUGCCUUCCUACUGCCAGUUCGACAAGCCCCUGGAGGAGCCGCCCCCCUCCUACUGCCCCGAGAAGGGGCGGGUGUUGUGUCACCGGGCCAGCGUGUUCUAUCGCGUCGGCUGGCCGCUCCCCGCGGUCCAGGUGGAUUUCCCGGAGGGCCUCGACUGCUACAAGCACUUCGCCCGGUUUCUGCUGGAAGGGCAGGUCUUCCCCACGCUGGCCCGACACCGGGGCUGUUUGCUGUCCAGCCCCAGCACGAUGCUGAAGACGUGGGCCAGGCUGCAGCCCAGGACAGAGGUUCUGCUGAGGGCCCUCGUCGCAGAGAGAGCCGACUGCCGGGACGCCUUGCUGGCUGCUUGGAGGAAAAACCCCAAAUACCUGCUGGCUGAGUAUUGCGCGUGGCUCCCACAAGCCAUGCACGCCGACAUCGAGAAAGCUUGGCCCCCCACCUCUGACCUCUGACAUCAUGUCUGGCUGCCAGGCUGAGGACUGGUCUGGGGACCAAAGGGGCUGGCAGUGGCCAGUUUCUGACAUGGUCACCCUGAACUGCUCCCAGGAGGCAGGUCAAGCCCCUGGAAACCCUGGUCCAUCAUGGCCGGAUUGCGGACACAGCUUGCCGUAUAACUAUUUAUUACAAGGUGGAUAGUGGUGUAUCUCACCUGCUUUUAAAUGUGCUCUGUGGACUACAUUAGUCCCUUGUCGGCCAGUGGGGCUGGGAGCAGGAGGGGGCAGCUGCAGACCUUCCCCCUGGGUCCCCUCCCCCGUGGGAGCAGUGCGCCUUCCCCACUGCAGUGGGACACGAGGAGGGGUCCCCUCCCCGAUGGGCAGCCCCUGCCAGCCGCUUUGCUGGAAUAAAUCUUAGCAUAUUAGUCCAGAA